Molecule: messenger RNA, 1251 nt
Organism: Colletotrichum acutatum
Lineage: Eukaryota; Fungi; Ascomycota; Sordariomycetes; Glomerellales; Glomerellaceae
Product: glycerophosphoryl diester phosphodiesterase
Exons: 1
Coding region: 1-1251 (416 amino acids)
Biological process (GO): lipid metabolic process
Molecular function (GO): glycerophosphodiester phosphodiesterase activity
Source: RefSeq, a predicted model, not a curated record
AUGCAUCUCAACGCCAUCUUCGUCUCGGGCCUCGUGGCUGUCGCUUCCCGCCAGGUCAAUGCUGUUCCUUGUCCCAAGCCAGCCCCUGUCUACAAGCCCAUCACCAGCAUUCAAUUGGGCCCAAGACCCUACUGGUUGGUCAACGACAUGGACGAGGGCCCUCUGAAGGAAAAACUGCAGUCGUGCUCAGAACAGCCCAUCAAGCCCUCCAGCUGGAGCAUUGGGCAUCGCGGCGGCGGUACUAUGAUGAUCCCCGAAGAGUCAGUCGAGUCAAACCUCGCCGGUGCGCGUAUGGGUGCUGGCGUUCUCGAGUGCGAUGUCGCCUUCACCAAGGACCGCCAACUAGUCUGCCGUCACUCCCAGUGCGAUCUCCACACGACGACCAACAUCGUUACCAUACCUGAGCUCAACGCCAAGUGCACCACACCCUUCACUCCCGCCAGCAACGGUACGGCCGCGACAGCCAAAUGUUGCACCUCGGACAUCACCGUCGCCGAGUUCAAGACUCUCUGCAGCAAGAUGGAUGGCUUCAAUGCCUCGGCAGUCAACCCCAAGGACUUCUUGCUCGGUACCCCGAGAUACCGCACCGACCUCUACUCUACCUGCGGUACCGUAAUGACCCAUAAGGAGCACAUUGCCAUGACCAACGACCUAGGUCUUCAGUUCACUCCCGAGCUCAAGGUCCCCGAGGUUAAGAUGCCGUUCGAGGGAGACUACACACAGGAACAGUACGCGCAACAGCUGAUUGACGAGUACAAGGAAGCUGGCAUUGCCCCUGAGAGGGUCUGGCCUCAGUCGUUCUACUACCCUGAUAUCCUCUACUGGCUCAAGGCAGAGCCCGAGUUCGGCAAGCAGGGCGUUCUCUUGGACGAGAGCGGAGAUACCCCCGAGACCUAUCCGGGAGCCGUUGCCAACCUGACUCAGUUUGCUGCUGCUGGAGUCAAGAUCAUGGCCCCUCCCUUGUACUACCUCGUCACCGUCGAAGACGGCAAGAUUGUGCCAAGUUCGUAUGCGACCAGGGCGAAGGAGUUGGGCCUUAAGAUCAUCUCAUGGUCUCUGGAGCGUUCUGGCUUCCUCGGAGACGAGACCAAGGGCGGUUACUACUACACUUCCAUCGCCAACGUCACGAACAAUGACGGCGAUGUCUAUAACCUUCUCCACGUGCUUGCUCAAGACGUUGGUGUCCUGAGCAUCUUUUCGGACUGGAGUGCCACUGUCACCUAUUACGCCAACUGUUUUGGCCUGUUCUAG